GGCUACGGACGUGCGGGACACCAGGACGGUGAAUGAAUAUGUUGUAUUGAGAUGUUCGUGCCAGUCUCUGCUCCCUGCCGGAUAGCAGCAAGGCCGUAGAUUGAUUCAUGGUGAUGGUGGUAGUGGUGGUGUUGUUGGCGUUGCUACAGGGUAGACGCGCUCUUCUCAACGGCUCGACAAAUGAAAAAGUCAGCAACCCAAACAUUAGGUUUGGGAUUUGUGCUCCAUCAACUUGCUCAGCGAACGACCUGCAGUUCAUAACGCACAAAGUUGUGAGUUCGUACGGCAUCACGACGGAGGUAAACGGCUGUCGCACGGAUGACCCGAAACAGAUGACGAAGCUCCAAGCAGGCACAGUGGCGUUUUUGUGCAGUCUUGCAGCUAUCGUAGUCGUGGCUACGAUAGUCGAAUUGGCGCUCGAGAGAAGGACCCCGUCGCGCAAGAAGCACGAACCAGAGGCGCCUCUGAGGAUACUACUGAUGUUCUCAGCGAUCAACAAUAUGCGCGUGCUGCUCAGUACAACAACAGGUGGGAGGAAGGAAAACCCCCUGAACUUCGUCGGAGGAAUUAAAGUAUUCCUUAUGAUGUGGGUCGUUUACGGGCACUCUUACAUCAUCGGACAGAUGGAGUUCGCAGAUGACUUAUUUUCGCUUUUAGAAAUUUUUGCCAAAGCUUCCUCUCAGGCACUGCCAAACGCUGUUCUGAGCGUCUCCACCUUCUUUUUUCUAAGCGGGUUCGUGCUGCCAUUUAUGGUGCCAAAUCCAAAGACUUCAACAAGCAGAAGAAGCAUAGGAACAGUAUACCUGGUGGGAAUCAUAAAACGAUACUUGAGGGUCACGCUGCCUACAAUGGCUCUGAUCCUGUUCUUUUACCUGGUUCCUCUUGUGGUGGAUGGGCCUGCCGAUCAGGACAACUUAGCACUGCACGAGCGAAAUUGCAUACAGAGGCCCUGGGCCGUGCCAGCUCUCAUGAACAACUUUCUGCCACUUCACAUCAUGUGCCUCAACCACCUGUGGUACGUUUGUGCUGAUCUGCAAAUAUUCAUUGUGGUCGGGCUUCCAAUGGCCCUGAUGAUUCUGAGGUACCCCAAGACUUCCUCCAUGCUUUCAUGCGGCGUGGCGCUUUUCUGCUGUGGCUUGACGUCGUACCAGAUCUACAAAUGGGGAGUCACAUACUCCGUGACUGUAGGAACUGCUGACAUUAGCCUCAGCCUGUCCCACCUGGAGUACAUCUACGUGAGGCCGUUCUGCCACGUUGUCUCCUACGUGGUUGGCGUCUUUGCUGGAUACCUGUCUGUCUGCCAUGCGUCAGUGCCUCUUGGCCGGUGGUUCCAGGCUGCCCAGUGGAUGCUGUCCUUGGCUCUAAUCUUGUUCGUGAUGUUCGUGACGGUUCCGUGGAACGGAGGCAAGCUGCCCAGCGCCCCCGUGAACGCUAUCUACGGCGGGUUCCACCGGCUACUCUGGAGUGUGGGCUUGCUCUGGCCAUGCUACGCCUGCGCCACAAAACGCGGAGGAUGGUUCAACGGCUUCUUCUCGUGGACGGCGUUCCGGCCCCUGUCAAGGUUGACUUUCUGCAUCUACCUUACUCAUGUACCCGUGUUCUACAUUCGCACAGGAAACAUGAGGACCAAUUUUGAGCUGAGCGAGUUCUUUCAGCUCAGCACCUCUUUGGGAAUCUACUGCUUCAGCGUUGUGUUCGGCUUAGCUCUGCACUUGUGCGUGGAAGCACCCGUCUCGCACAUCCAGAAGUUCCUCUUCGAACGUGACUCUGAGAAGAGCAAGGCGUCUGCUGUUGCCAAGCCAUCGCCAGUCGAGAACGGGGAACAACGGUCAAAGCUAUAAGAAUCGCCUUGGUGUAUAAGGAAGGGAGUCGUUUUUUCUUCCUCUUUAAAA
Dermacentor albipictus is the source of this 1892-nucleotide messenger RNA. Its product is annotated as nose resistant to fluoxetine protein 6-like. Gene Ontology annotation, molecular function: acyltransferase activity, transferring groups other than amino-acyl groups. NCBI's taxonomy places the organism in Eukaryota, Metazoa, Arthropoda, Arachnida, Ixodida, Ixodidae. The record is from RefSeq and is a predicted model, not a curated record.